Molecule: messenger RNA, 3027 nt
Organism: Morchella sextelata
Lineage: Eukaryota; Fungi; Ascomycota; Pezizomycetes; Pezizales; Morchellaceae
Exons: 3
Coding region: 1-3027 (1008 amino acids)
Biological process (GO): protein phosphorylation
Molecular function (GO): protein binding; protein kinase activity; ATP binding
Source: RefSeq, a predicted model, not a curated record
AUGUCUCAGCAUUUGGAGCACUUCGGGAAGCAGAGACUGACCACGGAGUUCCUCGAUGGAUCAACCUUCAUUUAUAGGCAUACCUAUUCGAAUCCCGGAACACUGUUGAGAGUUGAAACCUGGGCCAGAGUGGAGACACUUGGAUCUGGCACGUUUGGCACGGUGUAUAAAGAAGUAUGCGCGGAGACGAAAACCGUUCGGGCCGUGAAAAGGAUUCACAUAAGAUUAGCCAAAUCAAAUGAGCUCGAUAUCUUGACACAGCUCCGUGCGUAUCCUGAUUACUUUGUUCAAUUGUUAGGGUGGUUCAACGAUAGCGACUAUAUCUAUUUGGCGAUGGAGUACCUUCCGGGUGAUUUAGGCGCAAUGAUGAAGGAUCACAACAUAUCCGAGAAUGAAACUAAGAUGGUGACAAAGCAAAUUUUGGCGGGUUUGGAAAUAAUGCAUGAGAGGAAUAUAUGCCACCGAGACUUGAAGCCAGGAAAUAUUCUCAUUGCUAAGUGGAUACCACUUACAGUCAAGAUUGCGGACUUCGGGGUCUCCAAAAGUCUUGAUGGUACACAAGGCCGAACCACCACAGGAACCAAGCCCUUCAUGGCACCCGAGAUUUGGGGGUUCGGACAGUCAUCGAGUAGUGCAUACACCACUGCAGUCGACCUUUGGUCCUUGGGAUGCCUGGUGUAUUAUAUGAUGACUAAACGCGUGCCUUUCCCGGAUACCAGGAACCUGAUAAACUUUGUGCAGGGUCUUGAAACGUUCCCGCCCAACUCCAGAGAGGCUUCAAACCUAUCAGUACUGGCUGUUGCUUUUAUGGCCAGUCUUCUAAGAACAAACCCACAGGACCGAUCAACAGCAUCCAAGGCCCAGCUACAUACAUGGCUUAUAAUUAAAGAUGACACGCCGACGAUCUGGACCAUGCUUCCCUCGGCACCUAGAGCUGCACCCCCUCCAAUCCACAUAUCCGGACAGAGCGCAGCCCAAGAGGUCGCUAGAUCGCCUCAUAACAUAGCGAAGCCGGUCCUAGAUUUGGUUAGUCCUGGCCCUGCCGUUUCAAACGGCUCAGCUGUAGAGCUCGCUACACCUACGCCACUCCUCGAUCCCGCGAAUGAUUCAGACCCUGAUUACAAGGGAGAGCGGGGCCUAAAGGUUCCACGGCACAGGGUUAGACGUUCGGUUUCGCCAGCCCCUGGAGUUAAAAUGAAUUACGCCUUGGUAGCUGCAGCUAAGGGUGGGAAAUGUGAGCUAAUCAAGAUACUGAUUCAGAGAGGGGCGCUUCCAAUGGGCGAAGACAGCUCCGGAGAGACACCAAUGUAUUCUGCUGCCAACAAUGGCCAUCUCCCAGCAAUCAAGAUAUUACUAGAGAACGGAGCGAAUAUCAAGGCUACCGGGAGCAGGUGCUUAUCUGCACUGCAUGGCGCGGCCGCAUGUGGAAGCUCCACCCUGGCCCAGUACCUCUUAGACGAAGGUGCCGAGGUUGACGAAAGGCAGUCCGACGGCCAUACUGCGCUACAUAUAGCCGCGUGGAACGGUCACUUGGACGUUGUGCAACUUCUCCUUCAAAGAGGUGCCAACAUUGACUCGAGGAAGGGGGACAACAAUUGGAAUGCUCUGCACAUUGCUGCUCACUGGGGGGAUGUGGAGUUGGUGGAGCUGCUGCUGGAUGAGGGCGCCGGCAUAUCAACAAGGCAAAGCGUAGCCUUCAAUGCUCUGCAUCUUGCCAUACAAGGGGGUCACCUAGAUGCAGUGAAGGUACUCUAUGAAAGAGGCGCUGAUCUAUUUGAAGUGGUUGGGGACAAUGGAUUUAACCCUCUUCAUAUCGCCUCUUGGAAUGGCCAUUCGGAUAUAGUACGGUUUUUGCUUGAUCAUGGCGCGGAUAUAUCCGCAAAGAAGGCGAAUGGAUGCAAUGCCCUACAUCAUGCAUCUGAGAGAGGUCAUCUAAAGGUCAUAAGGCUGCUUUUAUCUCGAGGUGCCCUUAUAUGGGAAACCGAUAACCGUGGUUUUACUGCUCUUUACCACGCGAUAUACCAGGGUCAUCUGAAAGCGGUGGAAUUGCUUCUAAAAUCAUGUGGAGCCGAUAUGUUCGAACAGGCUGAGAGCGAUAGAUGGACUGAAUUACAUAUUGCGGUAUGGAAAGGCCAUCUGGAAAUAGUGAACCUGCUCCUUGACAGCGGUGCCAGUAUAAGUGAGCGAAAGAAGGACAAUGGUUGGAAUGCUCUACAUAUUGCUGCCUACGAGGGGCAUCUGGAGGUUCUAGACCUAUUGUUAAAGAGGGGGGCUAUUCUAUCGGAAAAAGAUAAUUCCGGUUGGGAUGCUUUACAUUUAGCUGCAAGGCAAGGCCAUUUGGCAGUUCUAACGGCACUUCUUGAAAAGGGCGCAGAUGUGUUGGGAAAGGAUAAAGCCGGUUGGGAUGCUCUACACGUCGCUGCACAUGCUGGAGAUACAGAGACGGUAACUCUGCUGCUUGAUAAAGGAGCAGAUAUUAACCACCAGGACAACGACGGCCUUCAUGCGUUACAUCUCGCCGCUCAGGAGGGUCAUGUGGAAGUGGCAAACCUGCUUAUUUGUAGAGGGGCCAAAACAUCGGGAAAGGACGACAGAGGCUUCAAUGCUCUACACUACGCCACACAGCAAGGCCAUCUAGAAGCGGUAGGCAUGCUAUUAGAUGGUGGAGCAUACGUAUCGGAACGGGCCGGAGCUGAAGGAUGGACGGCACUAAAUAUUGCGGCGUGGAAGGGGCAUGUAGAUGUGGCUCGCCUUCUACUCGAUAGAGGUGCUGAUAUCAACGCAGCUAAAGACGAUGGUUGGAGAGCUCUACAUUUUGCUGCCCAGGAGGGCAAUGAGGAUAUGAUAGAGCUCCUACUAGAUAGAGGGGCAGAUUCAAUGGCCUUAACUGAGGACGGAUCGACAGCAAUUGACAUAGCUAUUGAAGAAGACCACCACAAUGUUCUAUUCCUGUUGCUCGAAGAGCCUGAACAGGAUCUUCGCGACAAUACCGGACUGAGUACUUGGGAUAAUGCCUACGGCCUGUAA